ACACCGAAGCCUAUUGGGUCACCAGAGCAGAGGGUAUGUAGAGCCCAGAAGAAUCUAUUCCAUUUGCCCAUUGGGGCUCACCUCUUCUGUUUGGAUAGGACUCCAGUGCCAGCAGAAGCUCACCGCACUAACACAGAAUUGUAUCCUAAAAUUUCUCAGAGAUGAAUGAAACACAUACAACAUAUAUGGAUAUCAAACAUCCUCCUAAGAAGCAGAUGCCCAAAAAAAGGCCUUCAGUGCCAUUUGUCUGGUGUCUCGCUGUAGUGAUUCUUGGAAUCCUCUGUUUCCUUCUCCUUGUAACAACUGCAGUCUUGGGAUCCAUUGUUUUCCAGGGUCAUACGACAAAUGAAACGCAGAAGCUUCCACUGGACAAUAGGACCCAGCAAGACGAGUCCACAUUUAAAAACACGACUAUCAUAGAGUUUCCACUUAACACAGGACACAAGAGGAACAUAUGUAAAACUCAAUGGUCAUGCUGUGGAAAUAAAUGUUAUCAUUUUUCACGUGAUUUCAACACUUUUCAAGACAGUAAGAAUAUCUGCAAGAAUAUGGGCGCCACACUUGUUAAGAUAGAAGAUGAAGAAGAACUGAACUUCAUUCGAAGUCAGAUGCACUUGUACACUUGGAUUGGGCUCUCCCGUAAAGGAACCAACAGGUCAUGGAAAUGGGAAGAUAACUCAAAUCCCUUUCUCCAAGUGAUAAGUGACUGGAAAGAGACAAAAGGUGGAAACUGUGCAAGUAUGACAAAAAUGAGGAUGAUUGCUUCUGACUGUUACAAACUACUGCCCUUUACUUGUGAGAAGAGAAUUCCCUGUGUGGCUACCUCAUAAUAGGAACAACAAAAGACAAGGACGAUAUUUUUUCUUGUAAAGAACCAGACUUCUUAAAGUCCUAGAGUCUUCCUCUCUCAUUUCAGAAUGUCCUUGCUUUUUUAUGGGCUGUACCAAUAUGCCAGCCUCUGGCAGAGAUGAUGCUGGAAUAUUGGGUGCACCAGCGUGAGCGACAUCAGACCCCUCACCUCUGCCCUUUCACGUGGAGACAGCCACGUUAUGAGCACAGGUUGGUGGAGUAAGAGUAUCAGCUUUCCUGAUGAGGAUUAAGAAGGAAACUUCUCCAUACUGUUUCUACAACUCACACGGAUUUAGGAAGGAAUCCCGCAAACUUCAGUCACCAGCAUGCACGUUUUGUCUGGAAAUCAAUGCCACCAGUCAUUACAAGGAUUAUUCUCUAUGAAUGUGUAUGCAUUUCUAUUUGAUUCCUUCCUUUUUAAGAGGAAGACUGUGUUGUAUCCUAGAAAGCAAUAGGAUCUCGAAUCAGAUUGGAGUCUCAGUUAGCUAUGUGCCCUCUGGCAACUUGAAACUUCUGGGUCAUAAUUUCCUCAUCAGUGGGUAACUACAAACUGCAUUUGCAAAGUGGCUGUACCAUUUUGCAUUCGUAUCAGCAGGGUAUGAAAUUCCAUUUGUUUGAAUCCCUCCAACAUUUAAUGCUGCCAGUUUUUAAAACCAGUUUCGUAAGGGUACAGCAUAAUUAAGUGUGGUUUUAAUUUGUAUUUUUCUAAUGAAUAAUUCUAGCCAUAUUUUCAUGUGUUUUUUUGUUAAUCAUGUAUCUUUUGUGGUAAAGUAUUGAUUCAAAUUUUUGCCUACUGUUACUUCAUUGUUUUCUUGUUGAUGAGUAAUGAAAGUUCAUUAUAUGUUUGAUACUGAUAUUUUAUCAGACAUGUGUUUUAUGAAUAUUGUUUCCAGUCUCUCAUUCUUACCUUUUAUUCUCUUAACAUUGUCCUUAGAAGUUUUAGAAGAAAAGAAGGGCAGAGUUUUAGUUUGAUAAAGUGUAAUCAUUUUUUUUUAAGUCAUGACUUCUGAGGGGUUUUUGGUCCUAUGAAAAUUUCAAUUUACCUGAGGUUGAAUUUUUUUCUCCUAUGUGGUCUCUAAAAGCUGUAAGUUUACAGUGAAUUCUACACUCUACAUCAAAUUAAUUUUCGUAUAUGACAUGUUUCCUUUCUUUAAACUUUUGCAUAUAAAUGUCUAA
Messenger RNA from Neofelis nebulosa (Clouded leopard), 2025 nucleotides. Its product is annotated as C-type lectin domain family 1 member B-like. Bases 162 to 830 code for a protein of 222 amino acids. NCBI's taxonomy places the organism in Eukaryota, Metazoa, Chordata, Mammalia, Carnivora, Felidae. The transcript has 7 exons. The record is from RefSeq and is a predicted model, not a curated record.